This is a messenger RNA of Closterium sp. NIES-67, 3254 nucleotides long. The record is from the annotation of a GenBank genome assembly. Lineage: Eukaryota; Viridiplantae; Streptophyta; Zygnematophyceae; Desmidiales; Closteriaceae.
UACACUAAUGUGUGAUCAGUAACACUCUGCAGCCAUUGUAGAAACACAGAUCCCUGAUCGACAGUGGAGCGAGGCUGCCGCCCUUUUUAGAUAGCCCUAAUUCUCUUAUGCCGUGAUGUCAAUGCAGUCAAGGGGAUUGUCAGCUUCUGUGCAACUGUCACCGCAUUCUGCGCUGGUCGAAAUGUCUCUUAACUCAACAGAUCCGACAAUAGGCGGCGGAAGCCCCUUAAAAGACUGGAUGCCUCGCCUAGCUGAGUUCUCAUGUGGCGCCUCCGAUAGCCCUCGACUGCCAUCAAGCGGCGGCGGCGGCACGCGCAAUAGCGGUAGUCAGCGACCUCUAUCUCGCGUGUCCCUUUUCGGCAAUUCUGGAAGCGGGGUUGGGAGGAACUUGAUGGAUCGGCUGCAGCAGCAGGACGGCGCGGAUCAGAUUCAGCAGCAGCAAAGACUCGCCUCGCACGCUGGCCUUUCCGCGGGGAAGGCGCUCGGCCCCUCCUCGGCUGCAGAGGUCCAGUCUCCUUCCAGCAUGCCCCUCGGAUCCAAGAUCGUUGCCUCCGAGGUCCCCGAAUCGUCUCCCAUAAGUGUGCUAUUUUGUCCUCAGACGCCGUCGUCGUUAGCAUCACCCGAGUUCCGUUUUGGUGCAAACCCCUCGCCGGAGUUCCUCUCGCCCAUGCGCAUGCCGGCCUUCCAGCAGCUGCUCCCCUCGCCUCUCUCCCAAUCCUUUUCUCUUGCCGACACGCCAGCCAAAGCGCCCGCCUCCGCGCCAGCUACUUCCGAGCCCUCGUCGGCGACCUUGGCUACAACGUCGUUUCUUCCACCGCAAUUGCCGUCGCCGUCGCCGUCGGCGAUGGACGUAGGCAGUGCGGCGCCGGAUGUGAAGGCGCACGCGCACAUUGUAGAGGAGGAGAGCCUUCCGCAGCUGGCGCAAGCGGGAGCAGGGGUUGGCAGGGGCGCGGAUCAGAUCGACGCGAAUCGGGGCGUUCUCGACGGCGCGCUUGACGCUGGCGGUAGUGAGAAGUGUUUCUUGCGGCCCGCCCUGCCGCCCCUUAACAUCGACGCGUGCAGCAGAGGGAACAAAAUGCGCCGCGGCCACCUGCCGCCCAUCCCCCUGCCGCGCAACCCGAGCUACUCCAAGGAGCACCGUCUGGGUCGCAGCGGCAGCGGGCGCAGCAGCGGCGCCUUCGAGGAGCUCCUCCUCGCCGCCUCCGCCGCCUCGCCCUCCGCGCACCCGUCGCCGUCUGGCAGCUCGGGGGGCUGGCACUGGCAGAGCCUCAGCCAAGAGCUGCGGUCGGCGCAGCAGGCAUGGUCGCUGGAGGGCAGCGGAGUGGCGGAGGAGGGCGGGUGGGGGGCGCAGCAGGCGGAGUGGAUGGUGGGCGGGGACGACGAGGGGCUGGGGUCCGCGGAGUCGCUGCAGCUGAUGCGGCAGUGGGAGGCGGAAGUGGAGGGGCUUCCGCUGACGGUGGGAGGGACAGUGGUGAUGGGCAUGGGGGGCGAGGAGGAGGAGGAGCCGGGGUCGCCCAGCACGCCCAGCAUGGCGCCGCGCUCCACGGACCUCGAGUGCCCCGACGCGCCCAACUCCAGGGUGCGAGGGGAGAUGUGUCGCACGAGCAGCCUGCACGACACGAAGCUGCUCAUGACGACGCAGCUCAAGCGGUCGCACUCCAUAUUCCUCUUCGACCGCCACUUCGAGUUCGUGCGCGAGAUAGGCCGAGGCUCCUACAGCAUGGUGUACGAGGCGCGCGACCGCAAGGGCGGGUCGCGGUGCGCGGUGAAGGUGAGCAAGCGGCAGUUCCGCAGCAAGGGCGAGCGCGAGCGGUACAUGCACGAGAUUGAGAGCGUGGCGAACGUGCCCGAGCACCCGCACAUCGUGCGGUACUACCGCGGGUGGCAGCAGGACAGCCACUUCUACCUGCAGAUGGAGCUUUGCGACAGCGGCAGCCUGCGCGCCCUCCUGGACUCGCUGCAGCACCCGCUGCCCGAGGAGCAGGUAUGGAGGUAUGCCCGUCAGGUGGCGUGUGGGUUGGAUCACAUUCACCGCAGGGGUGUGCUGCAUCUGGACAUCAAGCCCGACAACAUCUUCAUUGACGCCCAUGGCAAUCUCAAGAUUGGUGACUUUGGGCGGGCGGUGUGGGAGCAGCGGUGGGAGUGGGAGGAGGGCGAUGGGGGGUACCUGGCGCCGGAGUUGCUGCAGGACGAGCCGCCCACCACGGCCACCGACAUGUACAGCUUUGGCGCCAUGCUCUUCGAAAUGGUAUUCACCACUCGCCUCCCGCGCUCUGGCCUCCCGCCCUCCGCCUGCCCCUCUCCCUGUGGUGCGCCGUCCCCUUUCAGCUCGCACGGUGCCCCCUCACCCUACGGUAUGGCGUCCCCCUUCAGCCCCUCCCCCUACUGCGUCGCCUUCUCCUCUGCAGCCCCGUCGCCUGUGGCCUCUGCCCCAGGUCGCCCCAACUCCGGCUUCCCCCCGCCGCGCUCCACCUCCCGGGGGGCAGGCAGCCCAGCCAAGGGGGGCAGUCCGCUGAAGGGGGUGGGGCAGCGGGGGGGCAUUGGGGGGAGCCCUGUGAAGCACAUGGUGGGCAGUGGCAGCCCUGUGAAGGCAGGGGCGGAGGGAGCUGGCAGCCCUGCAGAGAGGGACACAGGAGGCAGCCCGGGCAAGUGCAUGGGGCGUAGAGGGAAUGCAGGGCUGGCAGGGGCCGUUGCAGCUGCAGCAGGGGGAGUGCAGGGGAAGGAGUGGAGUGCCGCUGCAGCGGCUGCAGCAGCAGCUGUGGCAGCUGCAGACGCAGCAGUGGGAGCGGGGUGUGGGCGGUCAGAGCAUUUGAGGGAGCUGGUGUUUGCGCUGCUGCAUGUGGACGCACAGGAGAGGCUGCAAGCGCAUGAGGUGGUGACCAUAGCAGACGCCGUGCUGCGCGGGGAGGUGGACCUGGGGCAGGGCUGCAUGGGCAAGGCUCGUGAAGGGGACCAGCACACACAGCAGAUGCAGGGGGGGGUGGUGCACACAGCAAACAACGAGGAGGUGAAUUGUGAAGAUUGUGAAGCUGCUAUGGCAUUAGAUUGAGUUGCUUGCAGCCCAUAGGGAAAGCUUUUUCUAGUUAUGGUGAUGGGCCAGGGCCAGGGCCUAUCAUUUGCCAGACAUCUGGAUGUGUUGCUCAAUGGCCAGAAAAAGAGAAUGUUCAAGUUCAAGACCAGAUGAACGGUGUCUACUAACUUGUACAAGUCGGCAAAUACCGAAAUCGCCCUAGGGUCUUAAUUUGUAUACUAGC